Molecule: messenger RNA, 1346 nt
Organism: Paramecium primaurelia
Lineage: Eukaryota; Ciliophora; Oligohymenophorea; Peniculida; Parameciidae
Source: the annotation of a GenBank genome assembly
AUGUAUUUGAAUUCAAUUUUCAAAUCUCUUUCUCGUUUCUCAUAUAUAAAAAAAAACUUUAGUUAUGAGAAUUUAUAGGAUGUUGAAAUAAUAACAAGAGAUUAUUGGGGAAGUUUGAGAAAUAUUCUUAAAUCAUUUUCAAAUCACAAAAUUAAUUUAACAGAUAUUGAACCAUUAAAAUUAAGUAGAACACAUAAGUAACAAUUAUAUAAAUAUAUUAAAAGAGGAUAGAAUAUUGUAGUAAAAUUGACAUUUGAAAAGGUUGAGGAUAAAAAGUAUAAUGAAUUGAUUUUCGAUUUGUAAUAGAGAUAUGAUUAAGUUUUAAUAAAUAAUGAUAUGUCUGUACCUUCAGUACCAUGGUACCCAAGAACUGAUGAAGAUCUAAAAACAAGUAAUUUAUAAAUUUAAAUUAUUAGUUGGUACAAUAAUGGAAGUUAAUGAAGAAAAUAAUUAAGAUCAUCCUUAAUUCAAAGAUCUUGAAUAUAGAAAGAGAAGAGAAGAAAUUGCAAAACUCUCAUAAGCUCAUCUUAUUGGAGAACCUGUUCCUUAUAUCAAUUAUACAGAAUAAGAAGAAUAAACAUGGAAGAAAAUAUAUACUAUUUUAAGAGAAAAGGUUAAUAUAGUAAUGUCAUAAAGAUAUUUGAAUAAUUUAGUUAAAAUUGAAAAUGCACUUGGAUUUAAAUAUAAGAUUCCUUAAUUAAGAGACAUAGAUGCAUAUUUAAGAGCAGAAACUGGAUUUAGAAUAAAAGCUACUCAUGGAAUACUUAGUUAAAGAGAAUUCUUAAAUGCUCUAGGACAUAGAGUUUUUUGUUGCACUUAAUAUAUAAGACAUCAUUCAACACCAGAAUAUACACCUGAACCUGAUAUUGUUCAUGAACUUGUUGGUCAUGUACCAUUAUUUGCAGAUAAAGAAGUGGCAGAUCUUUCAUAAGAAAUAGGCAUUUUAUCAUGUGGAGCAAAAAAAUAAGAUUUAAGUAGAUUGGGUACAUUGUAUUGGUUUACUCUUGAAUUUGGAGCUUACAAAGAAAAUGGAUUAAUUAAAGGUUAUGGAGCAGGAAUUGCUAGUUCAAUUGGAGAAUGUGAUGUAAUAAUAGAAUUAUAUCAAAAUUUAGCAUUUCCCUAAGGCAAAAUAUGAGAAAUUUGAUCCAUUUAUUCAUGCAGAUCGUAGUUAUCCUAUUUAAACUGUGUAACCUACUUAUAUGUACACAGAAAGUUUUGAUGAAGCAAUGCAAAGUUUGAUUAUUUUUGGUAAAAGUUUAUAAAAACCCUUCGGAUUAUAUUAUGAUUUCAUUGAUAAAGAACUUAAAUCAACUAGAAGAAUAAAGACUCAUUUAAAUGAUUAAUGA